GGCACCUAUGAGAAGGAAAUUGUGUUAUGAGUUCAAACAAGUUAAAAAUAUCCUUAUCCUCUGAAGUAAAUCAAAACAACAUGGCAUCCCUAAGUUUAUUAAUUCCCUACAGCCACUGAUUGUCCUCACAUGCUUUCUCUUUUUGGACCAAUUCAAUAAAUGCAUAAAUUGUGUGCAACCUCUAAGAGACAUUUUUGCUUUUAUGAGAGAGUUUUGCCUCAAUCUUGGAGAACAGAAAAGGUGGUCAAACCACUUGUUCAUGGGUUAUUGUAGUUUAGACUCAUUUGCAACUUCUGUUUUCUCUUCUGGAGGUUUCCGUAGACCACUAACCUCAGUGUCAUAUUCACUGUAUCAGCACUGGAAUGCAAAACAUACUGUGCAUAUUAAUAAAGGCACAUUUUGCAAUUAACCACAGACAUUGCAUAUUUUCAAGACACAUAGAGGUCAAGGUCUGGCAUUAGCAGUGGGGUGACAGGCUUCCAUAUAGGCCCAUAGAGAAAGAAUACAGAGAACCUGUACACAAGAAGUCAACUGAACAACAAUUAAAUCCACAGCAGGAAGUGACAGCCUUUUUUUGGGCUCAUUUAAAAAAAUGUUCACUAGCAGAGUUAGUUAGAAUUAAUCUCUGGGCACUUUUGCAGAUUGUUGUGCACUGAAAACUUUAAUAUAAGUAAUUUUCUUUCUUCUCAGGAACCCUCUGGGCCUUUGUAAAAAAAAAACUGAAGGGCAUUGAAGGGGUUAAUUAGUUCAUGUGCUCCUGCACAACAGGCAAUGCUGUCUAAAUUUAAGAUCCUCAGCAGAAAGCCAGAGGAAGUCGGGAUGACUAUUGCUUCCCAGCUGAGAGAUGCAUCUCAUCCUCCUGCACGUGUAGCCCAUUAACGUUUUUUUCCGUCAAUAAUUGUGGUUAAACUAUCAGGCAUCAAGCGAACAGAGACUCACUGUUCUCUCUAAGUUAAUAGUGGUUUUCAACCAAGAAAAGCAGACUUCUCACCCACUGGAUGCAUCAUUCUCCGGAUGAGCCUGCAGUAAAAAGACGGACCAUCAUGUCAAGCUCUCCUGACACUCUACAGUUUUGUUUCCCCACCCACGGUGACUUUAUCCUCUGCAAAAUGGAUGCUCUAAGAAAGGAGCACCACUUUUGUGAUAUCACACUACUCCUUGGUGGUCCACAAUGCUCCACCGUCCAGCCUUUCCAUUUCCACGGUCAUAGAGUGGUGCUUGCAGCGUCCUCGGACUUCCUGCGUGACCAGUUCCUGCUUCAUGAAGGCCUGGCUGAGCUGAGUGUGGGUGUAGUUUCCAGUGUGGAAGUCGGCAAGAGACUUCUCCUGUCCUGCUACACCGGACUCUUAGAGGUCCCUCUGAGAGAGCUGGUGAGCUACCUGACUGCAGCCAGUGCGCUCCAGAUGAGUCAGGUGGUGGAGAAGUGUUCCCAGGCCGUCUCCCAGUACCUCAGUCCCACGCUGGCUUUCUUGAAACUGGGGAGAAACUUAGAGGAGAAGGAUAUCCAGAAGCCUGGCAACCUAAAAAAUCUGGACGAAAGGGAUACAGCCUCACCCAGUAACUGCAUCCAAGAAGCAAGUUCCAAAGAAUGGGGAGCAGUUGUAAUUCAGUCCAAGUCAGGGUUCAGCCAGGAAUCUAAGGUUGAUUGUCAAGGACUAAAGGAAGGAAAAGAUGAUGAGAGAGUGAACAUAGAAUUAUCUGAAGAUGAAGAAAUUCAGACUGUUUACACAAACAAGUCAUCAGAUAAAUAUCACCACAUUGCAGGUUCUCUAAAAUGUAAUCUGCCUCCUCCUACAGAUGUCCAGUAUGAAGAAUUGGUGGACAGUUCUCAGAACCAAGAUAAGGAUGCAGGGGAAGAGCAAAAAGAAGUGGAGGAAAUGUUUUUACUAGCAACUGAACUGCAAGAAUGUGGAGAGCGUAUGGAGUCUAAGCUACUCUGCCUCUCUGGAGCACCUUUAUCAAAGACUCAUUGUUCUGCAGAUGAGCAGACAGAAGAUUCAGACAGCAUAUUGAUCCAGAGGCCCUACCUGUGCAGGAGGUGCGAUAGAGUCUUCCAGCACCUAGAGAGCUACGUGGGCCACCUGAAGGAGCACAGACAGUACUUGUGUUUGGUCUGUGGUAAAGGCUUUUCCCAGAAGAGUAACCUGACCCGCCACAUACGUGUCCACACUGGUGUCAAGCCUUUUCGAUGCCCGCUGUGCCACAAGACAUUUUCCCAGAAGGCCAUGCUGCAAGACCACUUCAAUCUGCACACAGGUGACAAGCCCCACAAGUGUAACUACUGUGCUGUGCACUUUGCACACAAGCCAGGUCUCAGGCGCCACCUGAAGGACAUUCAUGGUAAGAGCAGCCUGCAAAAUGUGCUUGAGGAGGCUGUGGACCCAUGAUAAAGAGACAGUUUAAGCACCAGAUUAGAUAAUGCAGCUGGUUUUAACUGUUCUAUGUUUCAAUACUAUUUUGGGAGCAUGUCAAAUAAGGUCCCAGGAAGCACAAUAAGCAAUAUGAGACAGAUUAUUAGAUAUUAAAGAUAAAGUAAAUCAAUACAUUUUUUUUAUUAUUUUCGGAUUUUUAAAAAACGUUUCAGCAAGAUCUCAGCGAACUGAUGACCUCACUUUCUGCUACACCCGUGUCUAACAUCAAAGUAAUGCAUUUGCUUGUAACAUCUGCCUAAUGGGAAGUAGUAAGGGUCCCUCUGUGCCUCCUGCAAUGUUUUCUUGAUCUCUCUGGGUACAGUACAGUGAAUAAAGUCCUGUAGCAUGCAGUGUACAGAUUUCAUUAGUUGUAAGUUAAAGAUGUAAGUUGUAAGUGAAGUUGAGUUGUGCAUUGUUCCCAACAGUGUGCAGAGUGCUCCUACAUUUUAUAUUGUUUGUGUGUACAGUCAACUAAAUGUGUGCCUCUGUUGUUCUACAAGGAUAUGCUUCUCCAAGAAGAAAUAAAAUGCCAUUAUU
Morone saxatilis (striped sea-bass) is the source of this 2948-nucleotide messenger RNA. RefSeq names its product zinc finger and BTB domain-containing protein 26-like. Gene Ontology annotation, cellular component: nucleus. The coding region runs from base 999 to 2387 and encodes 462 amino acids. Lineage: Eukaryota; Metazoa; Chordata; Actinopteri; Moronidae. Gene Ontology annotation, molecular function: RNA polymerase II cis-regulatory region sequence-specific DNA binding; DNA-binding transcription factor activity, RNA polymerase II-specific; protein binding. Gene Ontology annotation, biological process: regulation of transcription by RNA polymerase II. The record is from RefSeq and is a predicted model, not a curated record. The transcript is spliced from 3 exons.